Echinops telfairi (small Madagascar hedgehog) is the source of this 360-nucleotide messenger RNA. Its product is annotated as integrator complex subunit 10-like. The record is from RefSeq and is a predicted model, not a curated record. Gene Ontology annotation, biological process: snRNA processing. Bases 4 to 360 code for a protein of 118 amino acids. Lineage: Eukaryota; Metazoa; Chordata; Mammalia; Afrosoricida; Tenrecidae. Gene Ontology annotation, cellular component: integrator complex. The transcript has 3 exons.
GAGAUGUACACCAUCGAGCGGAACGCCGAGCGCACGGCCACCGCCGGGAGGCUGCUCUACGACAUGUUUGUGAAUUUCCCAGACCAGCCGGUGGUGUGGAGAGAAAUCAGCAUUAUUACAUCAGCUUUAAGGAAUGAUUCACAAGAUAAACAAACUCAAUUUUUAAGAAGUUUAUUUGAAACCCUUCCUGGCCGUGUCCAGUGCGAGAUGCUACUGAAGGUCACGGAGCAAUGCUUCAACACGUUGGAGCGAUCGGAAAUGCUGCUGCUGCUGUUGAGGCGCUUCCCUGAAACCGUGGUGCAGCAUGGGGUGAGCUUCGCGCCUUUCCUGUCCUUUAGGGGAGACCGUAAUGGAUCGUGA